This is a messenger RNA of Paramecium octaurelia, 750 nucleotides long. The record is from the annotation of a GenBank genome assembly. Lineage: Eukaryota; Ciliophora; Oligohymenophorea; Peniculida; Parameciidae.
AUGGUGAGGAAUUGCUAUUUGGGGCUUUAAUUUAACAACAAAAUAGAGGAAGGAAAAUAAAAAAAUUAGUUCGAAUUCUUCUAUUGCCACAUAGGAGGAGAACACUUCUAGAAAUUUCAAGAUGGAAAGAAAUCAUCUCCCCUAAAGAUCGAUCUUGUUAAUUUAUUUACAUUCAUUCCUGGUAACGUUAUAAGUCACUUUACUACUUAGUCUAUUUUAUAGUUCUAAAUUAAAAACAUUCAAACAAUUCCGCUGUUAUCACAUUUUCAUUAUAAGAAAUAUGUGAAAAAUAAGAAAUCAAUAUCACUAGUGUUAGCCCAAUUUGAUUUCAUAAAUCACUAAAACUAGAAAUAUUUGAGAAAAAAAAAUGUGCUCCAAUACAUUUAUAAUAAAUCGUCUAGAACUUACAUUAUAAUUGAUAUAUAAUUAAUAAAAAUGUUUGAGCAAAGCUGCUACCAAAAGGAAAACGUUCCAAUACUUGAUUAAAUUUUUUAGGAUUUGAUAUAAUAUAGUUAAAUACCAGAGAGGGAAGAUCAAUCACAACACAAAUAAGCAAUCUCAUCAAUAAAUAAUUUGGUUGUGCAAUUCUAAUAAGAGAAAGAAUUUAAGGCAGAUUAAUGUAAAAUUGUGUUAGAAUUAAUGAUGGACUUAAUCAAAAAAAAUGAUAAAUUCUCAAGGAAAAGCAUUUAGAUAAAAGCAUGGAAUAUAUAUAUAACUUAAGAAAAUUUAUCAAAGAAUCUAACAUAGUGA